This is a messenger RNA of Cygnus olor (mute swan), 1088 nucleotides long. RefSeq names its product microfibril associated protein 2 (gene MFAP2). Lineage: Eukaryota; Metazoa; Chordata; Aves; Anseriformes; Anatidae. Gene Ontology annotation, biological process: embryonic eye morphogenesis. The coding region runs from base 16 to 828 and encodes 270 amino acids. Gene Ontology annotation, cellular component: microfibril. The transcript has 10 exons. The record is from RefSeq and is a predicted model, not a curated record.
GAGAGAAGCCGGUAGAUGGAGGUGCCGCGUCUGGAAAGGGAAUUGCCGAGCUCUGCAGGCAGCAUCUAUCUGGGCGAGGAGGAGGAAGGGGCCGGAUCAGGUGUCGCAUUAGGACCCAGUGGAGCCCCCAUGUUGGAGGUAGGAGCUUUUUCUCUCAUUUCGGAGUUUUUUGAGCCCAGAGAGAAGAGACCAAGGCGUUGGGCAAGGGCGAAGGCAGCUCAUAGCAUCCGAAGCGCAGACCGCACCGCACUCCUGCAUCUACCUCCCGGCCCCGUCACCAUGAGAGCGCUGUGUCUCGUCCUGCUGGGCCUGCCAGCAGCGCUCCUGGUCCAGGGCCAGUACAGCAGGUUUGAAGGCAUCACCUACCCUGAGCCGGUGCAAUAUUCCCAGUACGACCAGCAGGCAGAGAUUCAGGACUACUACGACUACCACGAUGUGACCCCCCGCACCCCUGAGGAGCAGUUUCGGUACCAGUCCCAGCAGCAAUCCCAGCAGGAGAUCGUGCCAGCUCCGACCCCAGCUGCUGCCCCCGAGACUGAGCCCACGGAGCCAGGACCCCUGGACUGCCGGGAGGAGCAGUACCCCUGCACCAGGCUCUACUCUGUCCACAAGCCCUGCAAGCAGUGCCUGAACGAGAUCUGCUUCUACAGCCUCCGCCGGGUCUACGUGAUCAACAAGGAGAUCUGCGUCCGCACUGUGUGUGCCCACGAAGAGCUGCUGCGGGCCGACCUGUGCCGUGACAAGUUCUCCAAGUGCGGCGUGAUGGCCACCAGUGGGCUCUGCCAGACCGUGGUCGCAUCCUGCGCCCGCAGCUGCGGCGGGUGCUGAAGCCGCCCCCCCCCCUCGCCGGGACCCGCCGAGCCCCUUCCCCUGCCCGCCAGGCUCCGGCUCCUCACCGUGGUGCUAAAGAAACCGUGCAUGAAAGAGCAUAAGGAAAAAAAAAAAGUCCAUUUUUUGGUGCACAUAAGAAUAAAGGGGGGGUUAUUAUUUUUAUUACUUUUGUUAUUAUAUUGUACGGGGGGGGCGGCGCCAGCCCCCGCCGCCCCAUUUUCUGCGUAGAGUAUCCAAGAGAAAAAGCGUAAGGGUCA